This is a messenger RNA of Aplysia californica (California sea hare), 1808 nucleotides long. Its product is annotated as nuclear transcription factor Y subunit beta. Gene Ontology annotation, biological process: regulation of transcription by RNA polymerase II. The coding region runs from base 155 to 895 and encodes 246 amino acids. The record is from RefSeq and is a predicted model, not a curated record. NCBI's taxonomy places the organism in Eukaryota, Metazoa, Mollusca, Gastropoda, Aplysiida, Aplysiidae. The transcript is spliced from 9 exons. Gene Ontology annotation, cellular component: nucleus; CCAAT-binding factor complex. Gene Ontology annotation, molecular function: protein heterodimerization activity; RNA polymerase II cis-regulatory region sequence-specific DNA binding; DNA-binding transcription activator activity, RNA polymerase II-specific.
UGUAAAAAAUACUAAACAAUUUCAUGUAAAUUCAGUAUGUCAGUUUACUGAAAGAGCGAAGUUGAUGACACACGGCUGAAGUUGCUGCAUUUUCACUGGUUCCUGAUUGACCAACCAAUUUCCCCAAAUCUACUCAAUCACUGAGUGAGUCAUCAUGAAUGAUUCGCACGACGGAAGUGACGAUGGUCCCUUGGAAUCAACGAGAAUGUCUUAUGCUGCCUAUGAUGUUGAUGCUGAAAAUGCAGGUUUAGGUUCUCCUGAAACUGAAGAUGACAAAGGUGCUGAUGAGCCACUGAAGGAGCAGGAUCGUUUCUUGCCAAUUGCCAAUGUAGCGCGAAUCAUGAAGAAAGCUGUUCCUCAAAAUGGAAAGAUUGCCAAAGAUGCGAAGGAGUGUGUACAGGAGUGUGUGUCAGAGUUUAUCAGCUUCAUCACUAGCGAAGCCAGCGAGCGUUGCCAUCAAGAAAAGAGAAAAACUAUCAACGGAGAAGACAUUCUUUUUGCAAUGUCUACACUUGGCUUUGACAACUACGUGGAGCCUCUGAAACUCUAUUUGCAAAAAUAUCGUGAGUGUUCUAAAGGUGAGAAAGGAAUCACAGGCUUGUCUGCUGGAGAUGGAAGUGAACAGGAGCUCUCAGAUGACAUGCUAGUGCAAUCCUUGGCGAAUGGCUCAAUGCUUGCAGAACAGAAUGGACAAAGUGUCAUUUAUACUACAGCUUACCCCGCUGGACAGGAUUUUGAUCUCUCUGUUUUGGCAGAUUCCUCAACAACUCAAUUAUUGAUGCCCAUCAAAAGCAUUCAUGAUGAAACAGCAGGGAUAGGAAGCACCGUGGUGGUGAGAAUGCCAGCAGAUAGUUCUGAGAACAGCAGUGAAGAAGCUCUCAUUUUCAAUCUAUAAAGUUGGAACAUUUCAUGAGACUGAUAAAACCAUUAGUGAUGAGAAAAUUUGUAUACUUUGACUGUUGACUUGUCACUACAGUGAUAACACAGGUUUUAGAAUGUACGAUACGAUGAUUUUAUUGCAUAUGAUCUGGCCAACAGCCUAUGAAUAUGAGAAUGUUAAUGACUAUGGAAUGGUUCACGGGGAGACGGUUAAUGUACAUUGAUUAAAUUAAUAAGAUGGUAUUGUUGAUGAUAAAAUUUUCAGUUUACUUUGAUGGACUUCUUCUUUGUGUUCCCCUGCAAGAUCUCGGGGAUAGUCGACUACUGGUUCUUCAACCUGCAGUGCAACUGAUUUUUACGUAUGUGACUGUUUUUCCUACUUAUCAGGGCCCCUUGCCUUCAGGUUGCCACUUUCCAAUUUCAAAGGUUCUCUAUAUUUUUUAUAGGGACUAGAAUAUUUUUAGUUUUGGUAGGAAUUUAUUUUUGAAAUUUUGCGCAGGUGACAGCCAAAGCCUACUCUUAUUGAUUUUAGGACCACUAAGGGAUCUUUAACAUGCACAACUUGCACAUGGGACCUCCAAGAAUUUUCAUCCUUAUCAGAGAACGCUAGAUGUUCAAUCUUACCUUCUCUGAGAUCAGGGAUGUAGCUAAAAGACAGCAGUAAGAAGGAGCCAGGAGUAGCAGUGGAAAGAGUUAAGAAGGAUGGGACCAUUAGGGUUAGUUUUGUGCAAAGAUGAGACCUUUACCGUCUUCUGACAGAACUGUUUAAUGGGAGACCUCUGCUUCUGCUCAUGUCUCAAGACAUGGUUUCAUUUUUAACUUUCUGGGCUGUGACACUGGCCCUUAGCUGUUCUUGCAAUGCAAAGAUAUGGCUAUCCCCUGCUGUUUUCUGAUAUGUGGGUUGAAAGUGUACAUAUUUGAAAUAAUGA